AGAUUCCGGAUGAGGAAAAGCGGAGACAAAAGCCCAAACUUUGCGUGAAGCUAUGAAUGAAUUCUUAUUCUUCGAAGAAAUCCGAAGUGGAAAAUAAUGGAAAGCAGCAGUCGCAGCAGAAUCAGCGCCGAGGAGGUGAUUUCAAAGCUCAAGGACGAUGGAGACUUCGACAGGCUUCGUCUCAAGAUCAUCCGCAAGCUCAAAGAAGAUGAAGACUUGCGUAAUAAUAUUAUUUCAAUGGUUAAGCAGUCAGAAGCACUUAAUAGCCAAGGAGCUGAAAAUUUGAAACCUAGACAACUUUCUGAUGCCAUUCAUGAAGAGAUUGGCGACAAAGUGAUGGCCCAAAUUUCUGAUGGGUUGUGGACUGUGAUCAGAUCAGGGGAUGGCAUGAAAAGUGAGAUUACAGAUACAGUAAAAUCUGUGUAUGAUAAGUUAGCUAACCCAAAAGGGAAGGAAGUGGACAUGUCAUCCCUUGCCAGUGACCCGAGAUCAGUUGACAAACAAGCUGCCAUAAACGAUCCACUCACAGCAUCUAUCUCUGGAAGAGAUGAUACAUCAUCAGACAGUGAUCCAAAAGAACCACCUGGUUUCUCCCCACCCAAUCAUGAGCAAGCCAAAAACCAAUGUGAAGAACCAAAAGAACACCUGCAACUUCCUGUGCAUCACCAAGAAAAACAUGCAGGACAGAAGGAAGAACCACAUCAUAUGCAUGAAGAGUUGCAGCCGGAUGAUAGUGAUCCCAGUGUCCCACCUGGCUUUGGUCCAAUAUUAUGUCACCAGCAAACAUGUGAUGGUAGUGAUGAAGAUCCUGAUGUGCCUCCUGGUUUUGGUUGAUAGUCUGGUGCACAAGCCUCCGUCUGUUGUCUCAUUGUUUAGCCGCGUUACCAAACUGUUAUGUAUUGACAAGACUGGCUUACCAUGCGCUGCAAGUUUGAAAUGGGAUUUGAUGGAUUUGAUGAUCAAUGAGAGAUCAUGCGAAACCACUUGUUGGAUGGUUUUAAGCUCCAACUACUACCAAUAGCUCUUUCUGCUUUAGUGUUGUCUGUCACUUUAUUUUACAUGGUUUUAUUUCUAGGCUCCUCUGUAUCAAUGACUUGUGUUUCUGUCGCAGAAGGGUUUGCUUCUUAUGAUUUAAGACAUUAAGCUUUUAGCCAAGUGGAGUGGGGCUGACCAGCAAAUUGAAAAAAAGACAAGUGUAUUUUUUGGAGUCGCAUUCAUAUAUUUUCCUGAUUGUAACCUCAGUAGUGUGGGAUUGUUGUAUUUGAAAGGUUUUUAAAUGAAUUUAAGAUUUAUAAUUCCUCAA
Molecule: messenger RNA, 1303 nt
Organism: Macadamia integrifolia
Lineage: Eukaryota; Viridiplantae; Streptophyta; Magnoliopsida; Proteales; Proteaceae
Exons: 3
Coding region: 97-834 (245 amino acids)
Source: RefSeq, a predicted model, not a curated record